AUGGGUAUCCCAGCGGCAUUCCGAUGGUUUUCUAACAAAUAUCCCAAGAUCAUCUCGCCAGUGAUCGAGGAUCAACCCAUCACAAUGGAAGACGGUUCGACCAUUCCCGUCGACACUACGAGGCCGAAUCCAAAUGGCGAAGAACUUGACAAUCUUUAUCUUGACAUGAACGGCAUCGUCCAUCCCUGCUCCCACCCCGAGGACCGGCCUGCACCCAAGGAUGAGGAAGAGAUGAUGCUGGAGGUUUUCAGGUACACCGACCGAGUCGUCAACAUGGUGCGGCCGCGAAAGAUCCUCAUGAUCGCUGUGGAUGGAGUUGCCCCACGAGCCAAGAUGAACCAGCAAAGAUCCAGACGAUUCCGCUCGGCCCAAGAAGCGCAAGAGAAGGAGGCGGACAAGCAAGAACUUAUCAAGUUGAUGAAGCAGCAGAAUGGCGGUUCGUUGCCCGCUGAAAGCAUGGAAAGUGCCACCAAAAGGGCGUUCGAUUCCAAUUCCAUCACGCCUGGAACCCCAUUCAUGGACACCCUCGCCUUGAGCCUGCGAUACUGGUGCCAGUACAAAUUGAACACCGAUCCUGGUUGGGCUAAGCUCAAAGUCAUCAUAUCUGAUGCCACCGUUCCCGGAGAAGGAGAGCACAAGAUCAUGGACUUCGUUCGAUCACAACGCGCAUCCCCGGACCACGAUCCAAACACGCGUCAUGUAAUCUACGGUCUCGACGCCGACCUUAUCAUGCUGGGACUGGCCACUCACGAACCUCAUUUCCGCGUUCUACGCGAGGACGUAUUCUUUCAAGAUAGCAAGGCUCGCGUCUGCAAGCUGUGUGGACAGAAGGGACACGAGGCUCGCAAUUGCCGCGGCGAGGUGAAGCCAAAGGAGGGCGAGUUCGACGAGAAAGAUAAUGCCCUUGCCCUCAAGCCGUUCAUUUGGCUUCAUGUCUCUGUAUUACGAGAGUACAUUGCUGCCGAACUGGCUAUUCCUGGCUUACCGUUCCGAUUUGACCUCGAACGUGCGAUCGACGACUGGAUUUUUUUGUGCUGCUUUGUGGGCAACGACUUCUUGCCUCAUCUCCCAGCUCUCGAGAUUCGUGAUCACGGAAUUGAUACCCUCACCACGAUCUGGAAAGACAAUCUACCAUCCAUGGGCGGGUAUGUGACCAAGGAUGGACACAUUGACUUGGAAAGAGCACAAUACAUUCUUGAUGGCCUAGCGAAGCAAGAGGAUGCCAUCUUCAAGCGAAGAAAGGAACAGGAAGAUCGUCGUGAAGCCAACUUCAAACGACGGAAACUUCAUGAGAACAACGGCAGAGGCGGGCGCCAGGGUGGAGCGUCCACACCCCGAAAGAAUGGUCAUGAGAACCCUUCGCUUGGGCUGCCGCUCUACCCAAUUACAUCUUAUCCGACCCAGCCAGCAACUGCCCUGACGCAUGACAUGAUCGUCAAUCGCAGCACAGCCACAGACACGAACGUGGCGAACAAAAGCGCCGCCAGUGUCCUGAAGGCCCAACUUCAAGCACAAAAGUCCCUUUCGGAUACCACCAAGGUCGUGGAUGCCCAGACACCUCCUUCGGCUCUCGGAAAGCGAAAGGCAUCCGGCAUGGAUGAGAACAGCAACACCGCUGCCACCGACUCAGCAGGCACCGGUACCCCAACGGCACCGAGCGAAGAAGAAGGCUCGACUGACGAGGUCCGACUCUGGGAAGAUGGUUAUGCGGACCGUUAUUAUGAGAAGAAAUUCCACAAAGAUCCAAAGGACAUCGAAUUCCGCCAUUCAGUUGGCCGGGCAUAUGUAGAAGGCUUGGCUUGGGUCCUCCUCUACUAUUUCCAAGGAUGUCCUUCGUGGGAAUGGUACUAUCCUUAUCAUUACGCGCCGUUCGCCGCCGACUUCAAGAAUCUCUCUCAGAUGCAAAUCAAUUUUGAGAAAGGUCGAACAUCCAAACCAUUCGAGCAACUGAUGAGUGUGCAGCCUGCGGCCUCUCGUCAUGUACUGCCGGAAGUUUUUCACGACUUAAUGUUGAACGAGGACAGCCCGAUAAUCGAUUUCUACCCCGAGGAUUUCGAAAUCGAUCUAAACGGGAAGAAGUUUGCCUGGCAAGGUGUUGCACUACUUCCUUUCAUCGACAUGCCGCGGCUGCUCUCAGCAGUGCAAAGUAAAUACCCUCUCUUGAGCCCCGAGGAUUCCGCUCGCAACGAGAUGGGCAAAGUCGUUCUCAUCCUAUCUGACGGCCACGAAAGCUUGUACGAUGAUAUCUCAACCAAGUUUUAUUCGAAGCGACAAGGAGAACCCAAGUUCAAAUUAAACCCCAAGAAUAGUGAUGGGCUAUCCGGUAAAGUCGAGAAGCAAGAUGGGUACGUCCCGCAUGGGGCGCUGAAGUAUCCCCUAGAGCGACGGUCCUUGCCAGAUCUUGAGUACGAUCGAUCUCUUGUUGUGAACUACGAAUUCCCUCAGACCUCACAUACUCACAAGUCGAUGCUACUACGAGGGGUGCAACUACCACGACCAGCCCUUUCACACAGUGACAUUGAAGUCCUUCGAGGAAAAUCCAACCGGGGUGGACGAAGCUAUGGAGGAGCACCCCUUGGUCGACAAGGACAGGGCAUCCACUAUGGACCUGGUGGCGGGCGUGGAAAUCAGUUGGGACGGCCGCAGAACGGCUAUGGUCGACAGGAUGGGUACCGCCCUCCUCAUGCUCCUGGCACGGGUCCCCCCCCACCUGGGGCUGCUGGCUUUGGCGUUGGGCUGCCACCUCCUCCUCCUCCUGCACACUACUACAACGGUCGGCCGCAGGAUGGCCAGCAUGGGGGUCACCAAGGCUACAACAACAACUCAUGGGGUCAGGGCCAGCCUCCACCGCCGCAUGGCCCAUCUGGACAGCUUGGAUACCUAACCAAUUCGAAUUCUCCGACAUCGCUCAAUGCUGCCGCAGUUAUGAACGGAGACGCAGGCCUGGUCGGCUGUCUUGUCGACAAGCUCGCCACCAGACUCCCCCAUCGAGCGGGCACCAGCGGCCAGAGCCUGCAACAAGAUGACAUCCUUCAUGUCACAAGGGCCACGUUGGUCGAGCUCGGCAACAUAACCAUAUCCACCGUCCUCGACUCCCUCCUGUCCCUACUCGAAGAUCUCGCGCGUCCAUACACUGCCGUGGCCUCGCAUCCCAGCCACGUCCUCCACUCAGAGCUCUAUAUCCUCGCUAUUAUUGCCGACUGCUGUUCUGCCCACUGGGUUUCGCUUGGCCGCAAUAGCGACUCCGAACCAGCUCCCGCACCGCCUCCUCUUGACGAGGUUCUCGUGAGCCGCUUGUUCGACGCGCUGAAGCAUCUCCUCGAGCCGAUCCCGGAUAGUUAUAUCCUCCCCGCUCAGACCCUUCUCGACCAGGUGUCCACGCGCAAUGUAGCCAUUCCUCGCUCUGACGACUCCUCUGUUAUGACUGGAGACGAUGACUCCUCAGACGAUGGCCGCCUUGGAACUCAUCUAGCCGAGAUGGACGCCUAUGUCAAGACUGUGAUUGAAUAUGUCACCGCUUCGAGCUGGGUCGUCGCUUUCGACUACUUCAGGAAUGUCGUAUACAACAUCCGCACGACCACUGUCGUCCAGUCGGGCCCCGCAGCGUCAGGGUCCUUCCAAGAUGCUGAAAAGGCUGCUCUUGUUGUUCUCAGACUGUUGUCAUUCUUCUGGGUGGACGGCCCCAAGCUUGGCCAGGUCAUCCAGGAAAUUUGCUCCAGCUUCCUCCAUUUCCGAAAGCCCUAUCAGAACACCAUUGUUGUAGUUACUCCCUUGCUCAUAACCAGGUGGCUCGAUCGUUUCCCCCGCGAGUUCGUCCAGCUUCAUCUCCUUCAUAAGCGGCUCGACGGCGGCGCAGACACCUUAUUUGACAUGACGCAGGCCGCAACAGACAAUGGCAGGCGGAAGGCUCUCAUCUACCCACUACAGACAACUCUGUUAUUCCUGCUCCCAGAUGUCUUUGAGGUUGCCAGCAACAUGCGAGAAGCCAAGAGCGGCAGUAUGGUCAAGAAGGUUUCCUUCCUUGAUGGACUGAGGAAGGCGUUGAGGAAUCGAAAUGAGCAGGCUGGUCAUUGCCUGGUGUCUCUACUCCGUGCAGCCCGCCAUUUUGAUGCUGAAAGUGAUUCGGCUCUUGUCAGCUACGCUCAGGAUGUCCAAGACGAGGUCCGAGAUGCAGUGUUCCGCCGUGUUUCUUCGUCCGAGCCAACUCUUUUUGAGCAAGACAUGAUGACUGCCGCCUUCGUUAGCUUAGCUCACCUCAACCUUGACGGUGUCAAUGCCCUCGUCGAGACUUGCAUUUCACCCAAUACGCCCAACAGCUUCAAACUAGCCGUUGUCCAAAGCUGCUCUUACUUUGCGCAACAACCUUACGCCCUAAGAUACCAUGAGUUAUUUGACAUUGCGGUGCCAUUCAUGCGUUCUCAGCUAGAGAUCGAAAUUUCCAAAUCAACUGGCACCCCAGCCCAAGGAGGCAUUGAUGGGAUGGAAAUGGUCUGCAGCAUCCUCCAGUUCUUAGAUGCCUCCCCCGCGCGAUUGCUCGACGACCUUUCUGGUGAUGAUCCGAGCAGCGGCUUCUUCAAAUCCUUUCUUCUUUGCGUAUUGUCUGCCGAGCCUUCGGUCCGACGACUUGCUACCGGCGUCGCAGAUAGACUCUUCACGGGCCAUCUAGAGGCGUAUCGACAAUUCGACACGGGUCAUCAAUUUGGGACGCAGCAACUUAGAGGGGAGCUAUGGAGUAGAAGUUCGAAAGUCUUACUUGGCUUAUGUGAGCGUAUCGCAUUGCAAAAGGAUGACCAAGGACUAGUUGCCCUUCAAGAAUACCUAGAAGCACGACUUCUCUUACUGAAGCACAUGCCAGAGCUAGCAGAGAUACCAGCAGAGACGUCAGAUGUCGUGAGCGCGUCGUCGAAGCUCGAAACCACUCUCCUUAUCUCACUAUGCUCUGCCAACAUUGACACUUGUCAGCUCGUCACAUCAUGCAUCGGCCUUUUUUUCCAGGAAUGCUCGAUCGUGGAUAAGCAUGCUGAGUCGGCCAAGUCUUCAGCCUCUGUCCUUCGGAACGGUGAGAUUUUCCAAGAGAUUGCAUCCCGUGCCUUUAGGUUCACCGGACUAGUGGCUUUUCAGAAACGAGUUCGAGGUCUUUUGCGUCGGAUGCAAUUUCCGACGACUGGUAUCUUGAAUGCUUGGGAGACUGCGUUUGAUCGGUGGAUUCAUCUUGCUAAGGAUGUAUCUACCUCAACAAUUGACGCAGUUGAUGAGAAACUGGUCUCCGAAUGGAGGAAUUACUCAGGAUUCCUAGCAUCACUGGGCGGCAUCUGCACCGCUGAUCAAGCCAUCAUCUUGGAAGAGCCAGCUCUUAGUGGAUUGAGGUGGAUCGACCGCAUUUCUUCAGAACAUUACGAAGAGCCUCUCCUAACACGAUACCUGAGGUUGAGUAUCCAACUCUUGGCUUGUGCCAACGUGCGGGUGCGUGAGGCAAUGCGGGAUGUCCUUUCGAGCGAAGUUUCACCAGCGCUCUACCAUCCUUUGUUCAAAGCCCUCGAGUCCGAGCUUGAGGUUCUUUUCACUGGCGCUCUCGCUCCAGUCGACAAAGGCCAAGAUAGUGAAGUUGUGUUUGCGGAACAGGCUGCGUCUUUGUUGAAGGCAUUGGUGGAACGGUUAGAGAGCCCAUCAGACCUCGGCGCGGCAUCCUCAGUCCACCUCGGCGCCUUGACACUAAACUUUGCGAAAUUCUUGGAUGGUGUAUCAGACACGCCCAAUACCUUGCGAGUGAAGAUUCGGGUCUGUCACUUGUGUGAGGUUGUGACUAAGAGGAAAGAGCAUUUGAAUUUGCGAGACGACGUACGUAUCAGAAAUCAACUGCUUGAGUACAUCUUCGGUUGGAUAGCACGACCUCGUUCCCCGCGACCGGAUCAAAAUGGGCUGAGUGCGAGACCGGACGACAUGAGCCGAGUUCAGAAAGACUUGGACAAAGCCUGCCUCAAGUCGCUGGCCGAUCUCACAUUUCGGCUCCCUCUGCAACCAUCCGAUAGCCAUACCGAUGCUGGUAUGAGUGAAAUGAAGUCGCAGAUGUUUCACACAUACUUCAAUCGGUUUCUUUCACUCCUCAACCAUGAGCCGUCCGAUUCCAGUCGGUCCGAUCCUUCUCUUGGAGUAACCAUUCAAAAUGAAACGAUCUCCAAUUCAGACCUAGCCAUCACUAUCCUCUCGAAUCUUCUUAGUGCCAAUAUCGACGUCGGUCUCAAGCAUUCCUUGAAUAUCGGCUAUCAUGACAAUGUCGAGAUUCGCACAGCAUUCGUCAAAGUCCUGUACAAUAUCUUGAUUCAAGGCACUGAGUUCAGCAACCUAACGGAUUCCGCUGUUAGUGAGAAGUAUGAGGAAUUACUAGAGUUGUUGACAAGUGAUCUCUCACUCGCGAUGUCAAUGAGUGUAGCUUGCCCGAGCACCGAUGUGGAUGAGCUUACCAUCUGUCUCCUGACGGUUUUUGAGCAACGAGGUCUCAUAUUCGAGCUCUUGGAGGCCCUUAUCAAGCAGGAGAUAGAGGACACUGAAAACGAGGCGGAACUAUUACGCCGGAGCUGUGUCGCAACCAAGACCCUUUCUGUCUAUGCCAAGUGGAAAGGAUCGUCCUAUCUGCGAGCAACACUACAGAAAGUUUUGGAACGACUCAUGCUAACUUCCAAGGACCUGGACCUAGAACUUGACCCAGCGAGGGUCGCUUCAACAGAGGAACUUCAGAAGAAUGCUCUACAGCUGCGAAUCGUUGCCAAGGUUUUUAUUGACGAUAUCUGUGCGUCCUCGUCAAGCAUGCCACCAGCAUUUCGAAAGAUUUGCAAUAUUAUUUCCAAUGCGGUUGUGGCCAGAUUCCCAGAUGCAAAAUAUACCGCGGUGGGGGCUUUCAUAUUUCUUCGCUUCUUCUGCCCGGCCAUUGUAGCUCCCGAGGUCGAAGGCCUUGUGUCAACGGCUCCUUCCAAGGAAAUGCGCCGUGGCCUUCUUCUCAUUGCAAAGGUUAUUCAAAACCUCGCCAACAACGUGCUCUUUGGCGCAAAAGAGCCGUACAUGUUUCCACUCAACGACUUUCUGACUCAAAACAUCUACCAUGUCACGACCUUCCUUCGGGAGAUUUCGGUGGCCCCUCAUCACUUAGAGGUUCAAAAGUCCACAGAAUCGUUUGAUUUUGGGUCUUGUGUUGCACUUCAUCGAUUUCUGUACGACCAUUGGGACCACGUACGCCAAACCUUGGUUUCACGGGAAAGGAGAGAAUACAUGAGGUCGUCUAGUGACGUUGCUCGGGUUCGCUCGCCAGUUUUAGAGCCACUGAGGAACCUCAUCGCCAAUCUAGGACCUCCGCCGCUUGCGGUUUCGUGGAACCGGCCCCAGGUUUCAGCCAACAGCCCCCCUAUGUAUUCUCGAUUUCAAAAUUUCAUGCUUCGUAACGCAUUCCGAAGUACCGAGUCUUUCUUGACAGCGCGAGCAGUAUAUGACGGAGGCGAGAGCAAGGACGGCCUAUCAAUAAUCUGCAUCAUUCUUCGCCACAUCGAGACAGAGAGCAUUGACUACGACACCCUCAUCUAUUGUUAUCUGAAGAUCGCGAGUAGACUAUGGCAUCGGCCAUUUGGACUUCUCAUAGAUGCUACCUGCUAUAAUGGGAGGAAUGAACCGCAAGACGAUCUCUUCAAGAAGUUGGAGCUUCUCACUCCCUCUGAACUUUCAUGUAACUUGACUAGGAUCUAUGUCUACAACAUGAAUAGCGCUUUCAAGCGAUGUUUUCGACGGCUUCUACGAGUAUGCACGAAGAAUGAGAACGGCGUCUUCAAUCCAAAAAACGUGGAGUAUCAUUUGAUAGGCAGCCUUCAGGACUUACAGGCCCACUUCCACCUCAGUCAACUUCACCUACCAAAAGAAACAAUCAGUGUUGUGACAGACACAAGAUAUGUAUUUCAACCGAUCACACGACUAUCCAAAUCCAAGGGCAAAAUCGAAGUCAUCAUCAAGGUCGGCAGCCAGUUUGUCCAGGUUACGACAACCAAAAAGCAGGAGAUCUUCACGGGGUUUCGGUUGGGCACCACUGUCAACGACAUCUUCCGACUGGGCGAGGUCGAUGAGGCCCCUACAUCAAUUCAAACCGAGGACGAUUCAGCUUUUGGUUUGAGAGCAGACAACGGAAAGAUUGUCAUGUACUUCACGAGCCCCAAGAAGUCGGACGUGCUUCAAACCAUCAGAGGGGCCAAGGCGAAACAUGGGAAGGACAGCAGGACCCAAAAAUCCAUCGAAAGGCUCAUCCGGCCCCAGGACGUGCCGGGGACGCUGCUUAACCUGGCGUUGGCAAAUUUGUCAAGUCCUGAUCACAUUUUGAGACUUUCCUCAUACAAUUUGCUUGGUGCGCUUUGCAAGGCCUUCAAGUUCAGCUCUGCCUCGAGGCUUGUAUGUACGAAAGAUGUAUCGGUUCCUUUGGACCCGAUGCGAUUCAUUGUCAACAUGAGUACGGAGCUGGCACUGGCAGAACCUCAACUCACUUCUGACUUCUUGACCGAAUUCUUCGUCGGGUGGGAAAGUUUCCCCGACGAACAGAAGCCAUUGAGCUUAGCAUACAUGGCUCCCUGGCUCCCUGGCCUACGGACAAAUAUUCUAGCCAACGAAAUGGAUGGCGAGAAGGGAAGGGAGAAGGUGGCUGUUCUAUUCCGAAAAUUGAUUGAUGUCACGGUUCAAGAUCACGCACUCAUCUACUCCCUUGAGCAGUCUGUGUGGCCGAAGAUUGUCCAGGACGAAAUUCUGCUCGAAAUUUUCUUGGAUGAGCUUCUGAAGACAGCGAUGAGCUAUGGGGCUCAUGAGGAACCCCUGGAGGUCAUUUCAUCCAUCGUGGUCGGCAUUGGCACCGUGACGCUGCGAGGGAAAAUCCUCUCACGCCUCCGCAAAGCUUUAAACCGCUCAUCUCUGAGGCCAACCAAGUACCUGCCAGAUAACGCUGUCUGGACAGAGAUUUGCAUCCUGCUGCAGUUUUGUCUAUCAUUGUCAUUCGACAGUGGGGUGCAAUCUCAGCUGUUCCUGCCCGAGAUCUUCCACGUGGUGACCAUGUUGGCGAAUACCGGCAGCCAGGACGUCCGGUUACUUGUUUACCGGUUGUUAGUCAAUUCAGUUCAUGCCGUGUGCACUUCGUUUGAACUAGACGAUGCAAAAUCCAGCAAACUGCGAGCAAGCCUGGAUUUCUUAUGCGACCCACGAAGCGACAUAUUCUCCGCACCUCCUGCUUUCGCCCGCGACGGUGCAUCGGUGUCCACUUCACAAGAAGCUGGCCCGGCGUUGUCAGGCACAGAGAACCUGGCGUCUGCUUUGUUCGAGAUUUGUUCAGUGGCAGCCCCAACAGUCGACUUGUCCAAUGCUUGGCGAUCCCGGUGGAUGAGCCUCGUGGCUAGCACAGCGUUUCAAAACAACCCAGCUAUCCAACCACGAGCAUUCACAGUCAUGGGCUGCCUUGCCCGGGAAGAGGUGGAUGAUGACCUACUCUAUCAAGUGCUCGUAGCCUUGCGAAACAGCGUGGGUCGAUUUGGCGAGGACCACAACAGCGAGAUGCUCGUUUCAAUUGUGACCUCGCUUUCCAAGAUGAUGGCAAAGCUGCCGUCCGCCUCCCGAUACGGCUUGCAGUUGUUCUGGCUCGCCAUGUCACUAGUACGACUGGUCCCGGCAAACCUUUUCAGCUGUGCUGCUCUGUUCCUUGAGGCAGUUUUGGCCAAUAUCAGCACCGGGGGGGACUUCAGGGGUGCGAAAAUGGUGCCUCUGCUUCUUCAGGGCCGAACCCCACUUGACGAAGCGGCAUUACCCUUGGAGGACGUAUAUGGCAUUCACUUCACCCAUGACACCUUUGAGUUUGCUGUAUGCGCGUGUCUUUCUCGUGGUCUCACGGACACUACAACAAGACAAACCGCAAUGCGAGUUUUAUCAUCAUUUCUUGAAAUGACGACGUGGAGCUCUAACCCUAACACGAGCGUGAGGGAUGUCCCAGAAGGGUCGGCGUACUUGGCGCUCCUCCUCGCCCGAGCCGUGGGCCAUGAGGAGCUAAAGGAUAGCCUGUGGUCCGCCGGUAUCAACCCCGGCGAGGUCAACACGGUACUCAAGUCGCGCGAAUUGCCAGACAUCGGGGCAAUCCAGGACAAGAACCUGCUACUAAUGACGGCCAUUGAGAUUGUGGACUUCCAGUACUUGGAGGACACUGUCCAGACACGCAGCCUACAGAGGUUGAAUGAACUGGCAACCAAACGGCCUUCUGUUGCUAUCCACCUGUGCGGAGCCAUCCGAUCUCUGCUGGACGACAUUCUGUUGCACGGCCAGAACUCAAGCACGCUGGGAGCGGCGCAUGUCCUUCUACGGACAUUGUCAUCCAACCCCCAACUCUCGCGGGCCGUUGGUUCAAUGUCAUUAUUGAUAGAGACUUUGGAUAAUAUGGGCUUUGGAGGCCUCUGGCGAUCUUGCUCACUAGGUUCUAUGGAUGAUAUUAACCGUGAUUGUUUAGAGUUAACUGAAAAGCUUAUUGAGUUAAUUAUUAUUUAA
This is a messenger RNA of Ilyonectria robusta, 10542 nucleotides long. RefSeq lists its product as uncharacterized. Gene Ontology annotation, biological process: regulation of GTPase activity; nuclear-transcribed mRNA catabolic process. Bases 1 to 10542 code for a protein of 3513 amino acids. The record is from RefSeq and is a predicted model, not a curated record. Gene Ontology annotation, molecular function: RNA binding; zinc ion binding; 5'-3' RNA exonuclease activity. Gene Ontology annotation, cellular component: nucleus. Lineage: Eukaryota; Fungi; Ascomycota; Sordariomycetes; Hypocreales; Nectriaceae. The transcript is spliced from 18 exons.